Molecule: messenger RNA, 5118 nt
Organism: Haliotis rufescens (red abalone)
Lineage: Eukaryota; Metazoa; Mollusca; Gastropoda; Lepetellida; Haliotidae
Exons: 3
Coding region: 1500-3113 (537 amino acids)
Source: RefSeq, a predicted model, not a curated record
GAUCGAUGCUCAUGACAUCAAUCACUGGAUUGUCUGGUCCAGACUCGAUUAUUAACAGAGCGCCGUCAUAUAGCUCGAAUAUUGCUGAGUGCGGCAUUAAAAAAACACAACAACAACAACAACAUGAUGUCUAAUCUAUCCUGCUGCUUACAGUAUCAAUCAUGAUGUAGAUUGUGCGCACCUUUUGUGUCUUUUUUCACGCAAUGAAUUACACUAUGGAUAUUUAGCAAUGUUCAGUAUCACAUAUUACGUAGAUCUAGGCCACACAAUGAAUAAACCUUCGUUUGAACAUCAUUUACAUACCAGUUAAAAUGUCUUAACUUUAGACAAUUGUUAGAAGAUGAAAUGUAAAUGUAACUGCAAAAUGUACGUCUUCCCUUUGGAGGGUAAUAUUCAAAAUUGUAUCAGUGAAUAGCCAUUUCAUUUCUUCCCAACAACAAACUGAAAGUAUUUCUAUGAAAUAUAUAUGCAACCAUUUGUAGGGUGAAUUGUCUUUGUCUUGGAAUUGUUUUGACCGUUUGAUUGACAGACUAUUGAUGCACUGUAUAACGAUUCAUCAGCUGCGCGUUAGCUACAAACGAUUAACGAAUUUUGUAUAAUAUUUUCAAUUAUUUCAACCUUUUUAUAUAUUGUGAUCACAGGAUAUUCUCUGUUUACUUCAUUUUUACAUGAAUUGUUAAAAAUGAAUAUAAACUGCCAUGAUAAUUCCAUACAAGAAGAAGCAUUUUCACAUCUUUCGUUCUAUAUUCAAGACAUUAUUUGCAUCAUCGUAUCAAUGUCGUCUUUCUUCGCGGACGUCGCCAAAGACAUACAAUAAGCCAUGACGCCAAAAAGGUGUCAAAAUAUUAGUAAUUCAUUGCAUUUGAUGAUAAGGCUAGUACUCCAUUCAUCAACACUUGUUAAAUUGCACUUACACAAUCAGGCAAAUGUGGGACUCUAAGGACAAAUUUACAUGAUUGAUGAGGUCAUCCAUUUGACUAUUACUUCCUUUUUAUGUAGUACGAUUUCCUUAUUUCGUGUGUUAAUACCUAAACAAGUAGAGUCACAAUAUUGAUAUUUGCGUUGGAAUAGUUUGGUUCCUCGUGAACAAAGCAUUACAAAUAUAUGUUGUCCUUAGCCACAGCAAAUUUUCACCAAGUGAGGUGAAUUACAAUGAAUUAGUGCAGAGCAUAGCUGAGUUAUGUCCCCUUUUCUGGACUAUCGCGCAUAUGAUCAGAGACCUUUUACAAAAUCAACAUCCGUGUUCUGAAAACGUAGUCACUGCCUUUUAUAUAUUAAAAUACUCUUUUUUUUGUGCCUAAAUGUAGUGUCCUAAUGUUAAAAACUGCAGAUGAGAAAAGCAUUUAUGCUAGGAUGGUAAACAGUAUUCGACUUUCCGAAAAGUCAAGUUCAAUGAGAGUUAUCCGUCUUGAGUUGGAACUCUUCAAUUGGCUGGAUGAACUUCCGCCGAGUACUGUCAACUUCCGUCGAAAACAGCGCGCUGCUUCGAAGCUGUCAAAAUGGGGAAGCAAUACUGCUGUAUUUGUAGCAAUUUUAGGGGAAAGAUAGUCGGUGAAAGAAUAGUAUCUCUACACGUCAUUCCAGUAAGCAAGUCCCUACGACAAGCGUGGAUAAGGCGACUUCGGUUAGUGAGAAAAGACCUCACAGUGACCAAGCACACGGAAAUAUGCUCAGAACAUUUCGUGGGUGGUAACGGUCCAGGCAUAGGGCAUGAUGUUCCAUCGAUUUUUCCGAAGAAAAAUUACAGUACUUGCACAGUGUCUGAUGCUGACUUUGUUGAUACCUCGAAGCCAAAUGAAAGCCCAUUCAAGCAGGCCUGUGACCCUGAAUCUCCCAAAGUGACUUUGCAGGUACAUGGAGGGACUCCUCAGUCUGAUGAAAUUGAACAUCAUUCCACAACAUUCAGUCAAGGUGCCAGAUCCUAUGACGUUGCAUCAAUUAUGCUGCAUGACUACUGUGAGGCUGUGUGUGAAGACGACAUCAGUUGCAUGAGAUAUGGAUCAUCGCAAACAGAAAUGGUGGAAGUUAGAAGCAUGUCUACUCAAACUGACGAUGUAAUGUUCCAGUGUUUAAAUCCUGUGAAAACAUCCUGUGCAAUGACUCAGACUGAGACUGAAAAUAAAAAAGUCUUUCGCAAUCAAGCCACUCAAGUCAAACUUCCUGAUUUAACAUUUUUUGAUGUGAAGAAUGAUUCAGAAUUGGUAACCUAUUAUACAGGUCUUGUGGAUGCAGAAAAGUUUUCAUGUUUAUUUGACGAGUUUUCUGAGGUUCAUGACAGGGACUAUCCAACAUCCAAUAUCGGACGCCCUAAAUCUUUGUCUUUGAUAGACGAGUUCUUUCUAGUGUUGAUGCGUCUUAGACUUGGACUCCUAGUUGUUGAUUUAUCAAAGCGAUUUCAUAUUUCCAGAAGCUGCUGUGCUGAUGUCAUUAAUAGAUGGAUUGAUAUUUUGUACAACAAUUUAUCCUUCCUAGUUGUCUGGCCAUCAAUGGAUACUAUUAAUACAACUAUGCCUCAAGGUUUUAAAGAUCUGUAUCCAAAUACAAGGGUUGUUAUAGAUUGUACAGAAUUAUUUACAGAAAAACCUUACUCUAUUGGUAAACAGUCACAAAUGUACAGUCAUUAUAAAAGUCACAUAACAUUUAAAGCGCUUGUUGGUGUCACUCCAAAUGGUGUUGUUAGCUUUGUCUCUGACUUGUGGUCAGGAGCUAUAAGUGACCGGCAAAUAACAGUAGAAUCCGGACUUUUAGAUUUGUGUGAUGUAGGUGAUGCAAUCAUGGCGGAUAAGGGAUUUACAAUCUCAGACUUGACAACACCAAGAGGUAUACUCUUAAUAAUUCCACCAAAGAAACAUAAGAGAAAACAGCUGACUGCUGUAGAAAUUGAACAAACUAGGAGAAUAGCGAACUUGAGAAUCCAUGUUGAAAGGCACAUGGAACGUGUCAAGAAUUUCAGAAUUUUGCAGGGUAUAAUUCCAAUUACAAUUUCAAAAUCUGUAAACAAAAUCUGGAAAAUCUGUAAUGCUUUGACUACUCUGCUUCCCCCUCUUUAUCCUCAUGACCAAGAAAUUGAUGACAAUUACUUCUUUGAUGACAGUUCCUUGCUUGCUCUGUAAUUAGUAGGAUUAGCAUAAUCUUAUUGCAGCUCCAGAUGUGAAUGGUCACAUGAUAUUUUCUGCUGUAUUUAAACUUAAUAAUCAUGGUAUCAUGAUAACAAUUUUGUAUUGAAAACAUUGAGCCAAAUAAGUCUAGACAAAUAAGUCUAUUUUUGUCCAAUAUGACUAUUGACAUUACCACCUACUGGUUGUCUAUUUUUGUUUUACUUAUUGAAUCAAAGCAUUGAUAUAGAAAUCCUGACUCUUCAUAUAAGUAGCAAGUUGACCAAAGGGGGAAAAUUAAUCAGCCAACCAUUCUGUCAUUGAGACCGUGCGGGUGGAACGUUUUUAGCUCAAAUAUCCACCUCAGUUCAAGUGCUCUCCUCUUAACUGUGGUGUCAGUAGACUCAGGGUUUUCCUUGAGCUGUGCUAUGAUGUUAUAUCUAACAUCUUUGGUGCUGUGAUCAUCACUAUUGAAGUGAUUAGCUACAGGUUUGUCUCUCUUGUAGCUGAUGUCUGCAAAGUGUUCUUUCAGUCUAGUCUGAAAUUCUCUUUUGGAUUCUCAAACGUAUUGUUUCUUGCAUUUGUUACAAGUUAGCAAGUAAACUAUGUUUUUACUUGUACAUUCAAACUUGUGGAUUUUGAAUGUUUUGCCUAAUGUCGAGCUGCGAAACGUAUGUGUUUUACCUAAGGAGUUGCAGAUUUUGCAUCCUUCUCUUUUGCAACUCUCAUUUACGAAGUUGACUACCUUGCCGCUAAUUUGCGGUUUGGUGGGUGGGUGGGUAGUGUAGUACUGUCCUGAAGUAAGACAAGUUCUAUGGAUGAACAACUUCUUUAUUACAAUUAGUGCGACGUUUCGGUGUAGAUCCUAACACCUUUAUCAAGCAAGUGAUGGAUAGGGCUAAACAACAUAGGUAUAUAUACACUUAUUGACAUCUAAGUUGUUACAGUGACUAGUUGAUGGACACAGAGAGGUGAUUAAGCUAAUUGGAAGCCAGUGGAUGACUAAUGAACACAGAGUAACUAGCAGAGUAAACAAGCAGACUGAUGUUAAUUUUAUAUUACCAAGUUUGUAAAAAUCAUUGGAGACUGCUUUGAUAAACGACUCUAGUGUUGGGUCGGUAUAAGGUCUAGGGGUGUAAGUGCUUUUGGGACCGAAUUUGUGAUCCAGUGUGUUUUGGAGCGGGUGUGAAGUGCCAUCAAUGGAAGAAUCAUGGAAAAAAUGAGUGAGACAUAAUUUUCUGAAAAAUUGUUUCAGGUCGGAAAAGGUUUUACUUUUGUCAGUAAAUCUAGGGGUGGGGCUAAAAGUGAGUCCCUUGUUAAGAACCUCUUAUUCAGAUGGAUUAAGGUCAUAAUCGGAAAGAUUGAUAACAAAGUUGUCAUGAUAAGAUUCACCAGUUUUAUUAUCUGAGUUAUUGUUCAGAUUCAGAUUAGAAAGUUUAUUGCACAAACUGUUGUUGUUGAAGUUGAGGUGUUUCGACAACAGCUCUAGGGCCCGUUUGAGGUCCCGCGAAUUGUUUCCUUGAUUGCCCCUGUCGGGGCGGAAGUUCUGUCGUGGUCUGCGUAGUCCACGAGCUCGAUCACGUGAUGGUUGUCUCGAGGGGCGAAACUUGGGAGAUUUGGCCCGUUUCUGGGUCGGGGUCCCUUGCACGUAUAGUUUGGCGGCGAAGGGGUCAGAUUUGAUAGCCGCCUGUUGUAGGCUAACAAAUCUGGUGUUGAAUUUUUCAUGUGUGGACUUGUGCUCUCUGUCUUUGACUGCUUGACAAGCAGUGUUGAUGAUGUUUUGAGAGUGUUGAUCCGCUUUGGAGAUAAUUUUAUCUUCCAACAGUUUCACUGAUUCGUUGACGGAAACAAGCUGGCGUUCUAAAAGUUCUUUUUGUGUACUCAUGAGUGUGAGUUUAUCUUCAUAUAAGAACAUAAACAAUUUCAUGUUUUAGCUGUGACAGCAGGAUCAUAGUCCCAUGGUUCUAAUUUUUGUGACAAUAACUAAAAAUGAAAGAAAUAAACGCUUGAUGAUUUUCUUAAA